GGUAAGAGCGACGACAUUGCCGCUGCCGAUGUUGAUUCCGGAGGAGACUAAACGGACGCGGCUGAGUUCGAAAAAUCUAGAUCAAGGACAUUAGUGAAGAGAAAACCAAUGAAUUUGGUGAAGCAGUGGAAACUACUGACCAGAAAAUUGAGCAUCUCCGUUGCAAUUCUCAGUCCAUAUAGCCCUCUGCAAAUGUUGCACAAUGUGCUGAGACACCUCAUUCUAACACUGGUCGUGAUUCCUUUCGUAGUGGUGUUAGUUCACAAAGUCAAGGAUCUCAUGGUGGUAGCUUUUGCAGAUGUUCUCAUCGUGGAGGUUCUGGUAAUAAUCGUCCUUAUUGUUAUCUCUGCUAUCACCUUAGUCAUGAUGUUGCAAAUUGUUAUUACCGAUAUGAUCACUCUUAUCAACCUCCAUCUAGUUAUGGUCGUGGCUCCACGGGUGCUUCUUCUAGCACUAUUGCAGAUCCGGCUUAGUAUGUGGGUAGUGGGGCAAAUUACCAUGUCAUUCCUAAUGCUGACCAACUUGUGAACGUCCAGAACACUGGUGCAUCUAAUAUAUCUCCUCUAUUAACUUGCACUGGUGAAAGUGCUUUUGUUAAGGGUAUUGGUUUUGCCACUAUCCCAUGUUCUUCCUCCAAUGUUUCUCUUAAAGAUGUUUUAAUAGUACCCACUGCUACUAAAAAUCUCAUGAGUACCUACAGACUUGUUGAAGAUAAUUAUGUCUGCGUUGAAUUUACUAAUACUGAAUGUGUUGUGAAGGACAAGAUGACAGGCAAGGUACUACUGAUGCGAGGGAAGCCCCAAGAAGGAAUGUACUCCCUAGUCAGUGAUGCUUUUUCUUAGCAAGCACAUGCUGUUGCCUCCUCCUCUGUUGCAACUUCGUCUGAGUAUCUUGAUUGGCAUUGUAAGCUAGGUCAUCCGAGUAAUAGAGUUUUAGGAAAAAUAUUGAAUAAAUGUAAUGCAAUAAUUGCUGUGAAUGAAAAAUAUGUUUGUGAGGCUUGUCAAUGUGGCAAAUCCAAAUUACUACUGUUUCCUAACUCUAUUUCUCAUGCGGCAUCUCUGCUUGAUCUUAUACAUACUGACUUAUGGGGUCCCUCUCCCAUCCAAUCCACUCGAGGCCAUGAGUUUUAUCUACACUGUAUUGAUGAUUUCAUUCGGCACACUUGGUUUUAUCCAUUAAAACACAAAAGUGAAGCUGUAAAUGCUUUCAAUCAUUUCCGAGCUGUUGUUGAAAAUCAAUUUAGUACGAGAAUUAAGGCUAUCCAAUGUGAUGGUGGUUUUGAAUUUAAACCAAUUGUUGUUAUUGCUAUUUCUUGAGGAAUCAAUAUGCGUAUUACUUGUCCCUAUACUUCUCAAAAUGAACGA
Messenger RNA from Prosopis cineraria, 1364 nucleotides. RefSeq lists its product as uncharacterized. Lineage: Eukaryota; Viridiplantae; Streptophyta; Magnoliopsida; Fabales; Fabaceae. The record is from RefSeq and is a predicted model, not a curated record. Bases 109 to 528 code for a protein of 139 amino acids. The transcript is spliced from 2 exons.